This is a messenger RNA of Trichomonas vaginalis G3, 2487 nucleotides long. Its product is annotated as glycosyl hydrolase. Gene Ontology annotation, biological process: carbohydrate metabolic process; N-glycan processing. The coding region runs from base 1 to 2487 and encodes 828 amino acids. Gene Ontology annotation, molecular function: alpha-glucosidase activity. The record is from RefSeq and is a predicted model, not a curated record. The transcript has a single exon. NCBI's taxonomy places the organism in Eukaryota, Parabasalia, Trichomonadida, Trichomonadidae.
AUGAGCAAGAAUUUUGAACCUCUUUCCGACCCAGCGUCGAUCGUACAGUGGGGAAACUACAGAAUUACUGUGCUUACUAAUAGGUGCAUACGUAUUGAAUACAAUUCUGAGAAAAAAUUUGUAGAUCAAGCAACAAUAUCAUUUAUAAAUCGUAAAAUGCCUGUUGUUCAAUUUGAAAGCAUUCCAACAGAUGAGCAUCUAACAAUUAAAACAGAUACUUUGACUUUGAUUGCCAAAAGUAAAGAAUGCCAACCAAAUGAGGAGAAUUUCCAAAUUUUUGCAGAAAAAUUUGCAUGGAAAUUUGGCACAAAGCCAGAGAAAGAUCUUUUCGGAACAAUUCGUACAUUAGAUAUGGUCACAGGCUCUUGCCCACUCGGACCUGGCUUAAUCUCACGUGAUGGCUUUACAUUUUAUGAAGAUAAGUCAGCAUACAUCUUUGAAGAUGGUUCUGUUCAACCGAACACAUCAGAAAUCGAUUGCUACUUCUUUGGAUAUGAUCAUGACUACAAAGUCUGUCUCCAUGACUUCCUACAGAUGAGUGGCAAGAAUCCAAUCAUUUCUCGUUACGCCUACGGAAUCUGGUGGUCCAGAUACUGGCCAUACACUUCCCAAGAAAUGAUCAACGUUGCCGACGAAUUUAUCAAGCACAAUAUACCUCUUUCCGUCUAUGUCAUUGAUAUGGACUGGCAUUGCGACGGCUGGACAGGUUAUACAUGGAAUAAGAAAUUAAUUCCAGAUCCACAGAACCUUCUUGACGAAUUACACAAGCGCGGCCUCCAAGUUACAAUGAAUCUCCAUCCAGCGGAAGGAAUUCAGAGCCACGAGAUGCAAUAUGAAAAGAUGGCGAAAAGGAUGGGCGUAACACCACCAGAACCAGUUAAAUUCUGUGGUUCAGAUCCUAAAUUCAUGACCAACUACUUCGAUUGUGUCCUCCAUCCCCUUGAAGAACAAGGAGUUGAUUUCUGGUGGAUUGAUUGGCAACAACAAAACGACGAAAAGGUUGAUCCACUCAUUACUCUCAACAACUGGCACUUCAAGGACAACGGACGCAAGAGAAGACCACUCAUUCUCUCAAGAUGGUGCGGAUUAGGUGGCCAAAGAUAUCCUAUCGGAUUUUCUGGCGACACUUUUGUUGAAUGGUCAUCAUUACAGUUCCAACCAUAUUUCACAAGCACUGCUGCCAACAUUGGCUUCAACUACUGGUCACAUGACAUUGGCGGCCACUACGGCGGACACGAGACAGGCGAAUUGUACCUCAGAUGGGUUCAAACAGGUGCAUUAUUCCCAAUAUUGAGAAUGCACUCAAACAGAAACAUUUUCCACGAAAGACUUCCAUGGGGAUACGAGAAAACCAUUGAAGAACUCGCAAUCAAAGCAAUGCAGUUCCACUGCAAACUCACACCUCUCUUCUACUCACUUUCCUUCGGUGAUCAAAUCAUUAAGCCAAUGUACUAUGAUUACCAGGAAAGUGAAUCCGCUUAUAACUGUCCUUCUCAAUUUUUGAUCGGCAAUGAUAUCAUUGCAUGUCCAAUUACAAAUCCAAUUGACAAGGAUUUAGGACAUUCGUUCAUCGCAGUCUGGUUGCCAGAUGACUCCCUCUGGUUCGACUACCAGACAGGAAGACAGUACAAAGGUGGUUGGCACAUGAUUUACGGAAAUCUGUCAACAAUUCCACUUUUUGUGAGAGCUGGCGGUUUGGUUCCAUUGCAGGACAAGAAGGAAGCAACUUUCGAGGUCUUCCCAUGCGGAGAAACAUCUUUCACUGUAAUUGACGAUGAUGGUGGUUUGACAAACGGUUCUGACAGCUUCAAGACAAAGGUGACAACAAAGAUGACAGAAGAUGCCUUCGAAAUCAAGUUCGAAGGCGAAGGCAACCAGAAAUUCAUCAAAGACAAGAAAGUUAUCGUAAAAAUAAGACAAACUGAAUCAGAAAAAGUGACAUUUGAAAAUUGCCGUGCUGAAAAAGUGACACUUGAAAACAACACACUUACAAUUAUUUUGAAAUCGUACAAGUAUCCAUUUACUAUCAAGCACAACUUAGUGUUGUCGAAGUACGAGAAACCAUUGCCCCAAGACAUCUUCAAUUUCAUCAAACCAAUGGAUCUUGAGAUGUGGGUUAAAUUCCAUUUGUAUCAAGAUUUGGAGAAGAAUGGUUUCAUCGCAUCUUUGGAACAGCAAUACUUGCCACCAAAAUUAUUGAUGCACUUGUUGUAUUACACGAAAGACUGCGGUUUCUACGAAUAUCCAGAUGAUACAGGUGUUGAUGCAUCAGUAAUUUUCUCAAAUUGCGAUGAUUUCGAGUACAAUUUAGUCAGAGUUUCUGAUCGCUACAAAGUUGAAACUGUUCAUGAUUUCGUUCCAAAGAACGGUUUGAUUUUCAGGAGAUCACAGGAAAAGGCUCAAAAGUGCAAGACGUUUGAUAUCCUGGAGUCUAGAACUGAUUUGACAUACGGAUUUGGUCCUUUCACUUUCAAAGUUGAAUUUUAA